AUGGCCGACUCGCCUGCCUCCCCUGUCAAGAGCAGGCCCCAAAACCUCAGAAAUCUCUCGUUGCCAGCAGACACUCCCGACAGACCCAGCAAGAACGAUGCCAAAACCAAGCCAGAACACACUGCGCCCAGUACCCCGUCGCUGGGAGCUCCCAACGCCAGUGCUGGCCAGAUCCCCAGCCUAAACUCCCCACAACCUACCGAUACCGCCCAAACGUCCUCCUCGUCGUCUGGCGUAUUCAAAGUCCCCAAGAAGAUACUUGUUUCCGACAACAGGGAGCUCAAUCUCCGGCUUAACUCGAUCUCCACUCCGUCUGUGGCCAGCGUUCCGGCGUCAGAAAACCCCGUGCCCGCCAAUCCACAGGCUGCUCUGUCUACCCCUUCCAACGACAACAAUGGCGCUGCCACCGCCACCAACGGCACCAACGGUGCUGCUGGUGCCACUGGAUCUGCUCUCUCGGCGCCACAACCCACACGCUUGAACCAGACCACAAUCUCCAACCUCAACAAGUCGUUGAAGGCCAAGCAGAAGAUCAUCAACUCCAAGGAGCCCCAUCCCAAGAACACCACCCUCAUCUCCGAGAUCAUCAACACCUCGCCGUUGUCUACCGUGUUCCCCAACAACAUCUCCAGCAACCACGAGCCUGACAACGACACAUUGGUGGCUCCCUCGAAUACCAACCCUCCCAAUGCUCCUGUGCAAAAUCCACCGCCAGCCACUGUCAACCCUUCGUCCAACCAGUUGAACAACUCUGCGCCCCCUACAAAGGGCAAGCAACGAAGAAUCACCAAGCAGAGCUCCACCAGAACCGAUUUCUUUGCGGCUAAGUUGGCCAGUGCUGUGGACGAUAUCGAAAGCAGCGACAGUGACGAGACGUUUGUGUACGAGAACAACAACUUGAACGACAUCGACACCAUCAGUAACGCCGCCAACAUCGCAGGGGACAACAAUAGCAUCCACGGGAGCAUGAUAGGUGGAGGGUUACUCCCUGGCGCUGUCUCCAGCGGCGUGGUCACCCAGGCAGGCACCUCGAUGAAUUCUCCAUUGGCAGACGGAUUGAUAACCAACGAGCAGUAUGCUGCUCUCAACUCUCCAAACACUCACCCUACCGAGUCCAUUCAUUCACACACUUCAAAGCACCCCACCCGGAAUACCCACCAAAAUAAUAGACCUCCUUCGCUAGCAAAUUCCUUUAAUAGUAAUCAUUAUUUUGAUAGUGUGAUGAAUAAUGGCAAGGACAAAAAGUUGAGCUACCAGAGAUCUUUUUCGUCAUAUUCAAAUCAAGACGAAUCGCAGGCGAAAACUCCUGGCAAUGGAGAAAGAUCAUCCAAUUUCCAGACUACCUUGGCUGGACUAAACGAUGGCAAUAACUCAGGAAACCAUGGCUUGGGAAUAUUGAAUAAUUAUCAUCGACCUCGCUCCCAGAGGACCCACAGCAUUAAUGACGCUUACAACGAUGAGCAUUAUUCCUACGAUGAAGUAGACGACAAUGAUGAAAAUUUAAUGGACGAUGACAUCUCUACCGACGGGGAAUAUUAUUGCCAAAGAAUGCCAGACUCUUCAAAUACCACAGAUGCCUCCAGAACAGGAACCCAAGAUGAACCACUUGGUGCUACCCAACAAAAUGAACUUGCUCCAUCGAUAGUCAGCAAAAAUACUUCCAAGCGCUAUAAGUCAUCCAAUUCUUCCUCCAAGUUGAGAUCAACUACCUCCAAAUUGUUUGACAAGAAAGGUUCGCAGCCUAGAAGGUAUAGUUUGAUUCCAGAUGAUAUUGAUAUCGAGGAUUUCGAUGACGAGUUGAUUUAUUAUGACAACAACAUCAGAUUCCCCUAUUCCAACAACAAAAACUCCAACGAGACUACCUCUUUGUUGAAUCAAAAUCAUCGUCUUCCUCACUACAGAUCGUUGAAUCUUAACUUCCCACACUCCAAGAAGCCACAGGGGCUAAAAUCCAAGAGAUACUUAUCGACCGGCCAACCGUUGUUACCAAAUAAUAAUGAUAAUACAGCGUCUCCACGGUCUCAGGUGGACAUGUUCGGAGGAUAUCCAUUUCAGGAUCAGAACCAACACCCUAACCAACAACCCAAUCAACAGCAAGGCUUUUACUAUGACAUAGAUGAGUAUGACGAAGAAUUGGGACCCGACCACGGCCUUAACAAAAAGUCUUCAAGAAAAUGGGGCAAUGGAAGAUACACUCAUCCAAGAUUAUCACCAAAUAGCAAUCAUUUCUUGCUACCAAGGAAGUCAUCUUUUAGUGACUUCAGGAGUCAUAAGGCAAACUGUCUUAAAUCAUUCAUCUAUACUUUGAUAAGUAUUUUGGCAAUUUUGACAGUUGGUUUCGUGAUGGGUUUCAUUUUAGCCACAACAAAGGAUUUGACUAAUGUAUCCAUCACCUCCCUUGAAAACCCUGUGGUCAGUCAGGAUGAGUUGAUUGUCAAUAUUGUUGUGGAGGCAUUGAACCCAGGUUGGUUCACAGUGACAAUUGAAGAGGUAGAGUUAGACCUUUUUGCGAAAAGUGGAUAUCUACCAGAUUUCAUAGGCGCUACUGAUAAUAUGGGCCCUCAAGACGAAUCGAUGGAAGUCCAGCUUUCACAGAGCGUCGAGAAUGUUUUACUAGGCUCAGUAUACAAACUUGAAUCAUUAAUGAGCUUCAAUGGGGGCCUUUUCAACCGUGACCCUAUUGACCAGACUGCUGAAAUAAAGCUUUUAUCACCAGGUCGAAAUUUGACGAGUGCUUUGUCUAAGAACAAUGAUACCGAAGAACCAGAUAACUCCAAGAAAUGGGAAAUCAUUUCUAAGAAUCCGUUUGACUUGAUUAUUCGAGGCGUCUUGAAAUACAAUUUGCCCAUGAGUAAAGGCACAAAAUCUGUUGUUGUGAAUAAGGUUGGUUAUAUUGAUCCGAACAAUGUGAACGGUCUCAGAUUUGAAACACUCGAAGACAUCGUUGACGAAUAG
Molecule: messenger RNA, 2955 nt
Organism: Suhomyces tanzawaensis NRRL Y-17324
Lineage: Eukaryota; Fungi; Ascomycota; Pichiomycetes; Serinales; Debaryomycetaceae
Gene: VAC7
Product: Vac7p
Exons: 3
Coding region: 1-2955 (984 amino acids)
Biological process (GO): protein localization to vacuolar membrane; vacuole inheritance; positive regulation of phosphatidylinositol biosynthetic process
Cellular component (GO): PAS complex; fungal-type vacuole membrane
Source: RefSeq, a predicted model, not a curated record